GGCUGACCGGAUAACACCAAUCAAGAAUAUCAAUAGAAACACAAAGAAUUAGACAGUGAAAGUCAAGGUCCUUGAAAAGUGGAGGCCAAGAUCUGCUCAACAUAGUCCAGUCAAGUAUCAAAAAUUGAUCCUAGCUGAUGCAGAGGGAAACAGAGUUCAAGCAAUGAUCUAUAACGACAAUAUCAAAAAACUAGAAGACACGCUACAAGUUUACAACACCUACAUGAUUUCCAAUGCAACCGUGAAAUUUACUGCAAUAAAGUAUCGAACCGUUGAUGCUGAUUUUGACUGGCAAUGGACGAUUGACGCAAGCACACUGAUUCAAACUUUCGACAAAUCUCUAUCUCAUGAAAAGCUUCUCAAUAUUGAUUUCAUACCAUUCGAACAGUUUGGCCAGUAUGUUGAUAGAAAAGCCGCAAUUGAUAUAUUGGCAGCUGUUGCACGAGUCCACACUCCUAAGGUGCUUAACAAACCUGGAAAUCCGAAGGCACAGGAGAUCAUUAUCAUUAAUCAAGAGUGAAAAGGGAAACGUAUUGGAUCCAAGGCAAGAUGUCAAUUGUAUCUUUGGACCAAAACUUCUGGUACAUGUCCUGCAGCAACUGUCGAAAAGCCAUCAGUGCAAGAGAGGAAACUCUAUUUGAUUGCUUCCAGUGCAACAGCAAAAAAGUUAUGGCAAAACCAAGAGUCAAAUUCGAAGUACUAUUGACCGAUGCUUUUGGUUCAAUGACUGCAACAAUGUUCGAGAAUCAUGCUGAAGAAUAUUUCUUAGUCGAUGGGAAAACAAUCAUGAAGUAUGCGGCAGAGAACGACGAAAAUGUUGUUGCUAUCUUCCCAAAGUUGGCCAUAGAAAAUGAAUACCAAAUCCAGUUAAAACGACGCAAAUACCCAUCUCAUGGUGUCAAGGUUCUUGCAUACAACAUCAACAGCAUCAAACCAGCCUUGAAUGAAGAUAACUCAAAGCAAAAUGAACCAACAAACACAGGAAAAUCUUCAGGAGCUGAAAUCUAUCAAUCGCCUUAACUGCUACAGUAGCUCUUAUGAGGCAUUAGGCCUUCCUUUUGGUAACUACUUAAGUAGCUCUUAUGAGGCAUUAAGCCUUCCUUUGGUAUCCCUUCCAACUACUAGGUGUUGGUGUCUAGCCUUUUGAUUUACAGUUCCUUGCCAGCACCACUGCUGUAUAUAGCUAACGGUAAUGAUACUUUGUAAUAGAAGGCUCAAGGCAUUGUGCCUUCAUUUUGGAAACAAAUGUUGUAUAUAUCUAACAGUAAUAAUACUUUGUAAGAGCAGGCUCAAGGCAUUGUGCCUGCAUUUUGGUAACAAAUGAUGUAUAUAUCUAACAGUAGUGAUACUUUGUAAUAGCAAGCUCAAGACAUUGUGCCUUCAUUUUGGUAACAACGGUUGUAUAUAUCCAACAGUAAUGAUACUUUAUGCUCCAAUUUUUUUCUAUUGGGCCUCAAUUGUG
This is a messenger RNA of Rhododendron vialii, 1462 nucleotides long. RefSeq names its product replication protein A 70 kDa DNA-binding subunit D-like. Lineage: Eukaryota; Viridiplantae; Streptophyta; Magnoliopsida; Ericales; Ericaceae. The record is from RefSeq and is a predicted model, not a curated record. The transcript has 7 exons. Bases 550 to 1020 code for a protein of 156 amino acids.